AGCCGAUAAGGCGAUCGCGGUUGCCGGCGUAUAUGCGAACGUAGAAUCUUCGCUGCAAAGGAUGGUGGGAGUUUGAGUUCUCGCACGAUACACCAUACGGUAGCUCCUGGAAAUGCCAGGACAGCCAUGUCAGUGACUAUUUGUGUUUGCUUCCAGAUGUCGCACUUGAUGUUUGACUGGAUUUGAAGCUUGUGACGAAGGCACUGAAAAGACUUAAAGAUGCAGAUAAACCAUUGGGGUGCAAAGUUUCAGGCACCAGUUAAGUUUGAAGAAAUAGCAGUGUAUUUCUCCGAGGAGGAGUGGGGGUGUCUGGCAGAGUGGCAGAAACUGCUUUACGCCAAUGUGAUGCUGGACAACUACGAGACCCUGUGCUAUCUGGGUUUCAUCCAUGAGAUCCCAGACAUCAUAACCAAGAUUUGGCAGGGCCGGGAUCUUUAUGAACUGCCUUUAAAUACAAGUCAUGGAUCCAUCAGGAUUAAGGAAGAACUGCACCAUCCUUUGUACCUGGAAGAUUUGGCCAAUCAGCAGAGCAGUAUUCAUACACAAUACUGGCAGAUAGAGGGAGUGACCUGCAGGAAACGUUACUGUUCACCUGAGCAACUGCCUGCAUAUCCAAGAGAAAACAGAACUCAGGUUGUGUCUUUGCGCAAUAAAACAUGCAGUGAUAGUCGUGCAACAGCCAAUCAAGUAUAUGGGAAUAUUGGAUCAGACCAGGAGGCAUGGAAUGAAGGGAUCAAUAAAAAGGCUGAAUGCAUGGCUGGGCUAAACUCCCACACAACUGAGAAAUACUACACAUGUACUGAAUGUGGAAAGGGCUUUAACCGUAGCUCCCAUCUUUUAAGGCACAAAAGGAUCCACAUAGGAGAGAGACCCUACUUCUGCGGUAAAUGCGGAAAGAGUUUCAUUGACAGUUCCCAGCUUGUCAUACAUAAGAGAACCCACACAGGGGAAAAACCAUAUGCUUGCAGUGACUGCGAGAAAAGCUUUAUCUGUAAGUUGCACCUUGUUAGGCACCAGCGGUCCCACACUGGGGAGAGGCCGUACGUCUGCAGUAAAUGUGGCAAAGGCUUUGCGCAGAGUUCAAAUCUUUUAACUCACUUGAGAACUCAUACAGGGGAGAAGCCAUAUUCCUGUGCUCAGUGUGGGAAGAGCUUUAUCCGCAGGUCACAUGUGAUACGGCAUCAGCGCAUACACACUGGGGAGGGUCCUUAUGGCUGCACUGAAUGCGGCAAGAGCUUCACAGAAAGCUCAGCUCUUCUUAAACACCAGAGAACCCAUACAGGGGAGAAACCAUAUGCGUGCACUCAGUGUCCAAAGAGCUUUAUGGACAAGUCCGCCCUCGCAAAUCACCAGAGAACACACACUGGGGAGAGACCUUAUCCAUGCAGGGACUGUGGGAAAAGUUUCUCUCACAGUUCAGCCCUUGUGAAGCAUCAGAGAAUCCACACUGGAGAAAAGCCAUACGCCUGCGGCAAAUGUGAAAAGAGUUUCUCCCAGACGUCGGCUCUUGUAAACCAUCAGAGAACCCAUACUGGGGAGAAACCCUUUGCUUGCACGGACUGUGGCAAGUGUUUCACUCAGACUUCCUCUCUUGUGAAGCAUCAGAGAACUCACACUGGGGAGAGACCGUAUACUUGCAGCGAGUGUGGGAAAAGCUUCACUUACAGCUCAGUACUUGUCAAGCACCAGAGAACCCACAAAAAAGAGUGGUUGGGUACCUAGGGCUGUCACAUCUACUGUAUAACUUUAGCUUCAUUAUUCAUUAAAUGUAGCCAUUCGUGUGUUAAACCCAAAA
Molecule: messenger RNA, 1795 nt
Organism: Xenopus tropicalis (tropical clawed frog)
Lineage: Eukaryota; Metazoa; Chordata; Amphibia; Anura; Pipidae
Gene: znf180
Product: zinc finger protein 180
Exons: 5
Coding region: 220-1722 (500 amino acids)
Biological process (GO): regulation of DNA-templated transcription
Cellular component (GO): nucleus
Source: RefSeq, a predicted model, not a curated record